This is a messenger RNA of Cariama cristata (Red-legged seriema), 2138 nucleotides long. It is a transcript of the gene TSPAN12, whose product is annotated as tetraspanin 12. The record is from RefSeq and is a predicted model, not a curated record. NCBI's taxonomy places the organism in Eukaryota, Metazoa, Chordata, Aves, Cariamiformes, Cariamidae. The transcript has 6 exons. Gene Ontology annotation, cellular component: membrane. Bases 1 to 849 code for a protein of 282 amino acids.
AUGUCCAUCAGCGUAUUAGGUGUUUCUGCUUGGAUGAGAGACUACCUGAAUAAUGUUCUCACUUUAACUGCAGAAACAAGGGUGGAGGAGGCUGUCAUUUUGACUUAUUUUCCUGUGGUCCACCCGGUCAUGAUUGCAGUCUGCUGUUUCCUCAUCAUAGUUGGAAUGCUGGGCUACUGUGGAACAGUGAAAAGAAAUCUGUUGCUCCUUGUCUGGUACUUUGGAAGCUUGCUUGUAAUAUUCUGUGUUGAACUGGCCUGUGGUGUUUGGACCUAUGAGCAGGAAAUAACGGUUCCAGUGCAGUGGUCCGAUAUGAUCACGCUGAAAGCUAGGAUGACCAAUUAUGGCCUACCUAGGUACCAGUGGCUGACCCACGCUUGGAAUUUCUUCCAGAGGGAGUUUAAAUGUUGUGGGGUGGUGUACUUCACAGACUGGCUGGAAAUGACAGAGAUGGACUGGCCACCUGACUCCUGUUGUGUCCGAGAGUUCCCAGGAUGCUCUAAGCAGGCACAUCAUGAGGAUCUCAGUGACCUUUAUCAGGAGGGAUGUGGUAAAAAAAUGUACACUUUUUUGAGGGGGACGAAGCAAUUGCAAGUGCUGAGAUUUCUAGGAAUCUCCAUUGGAGUAACGCAGAUCCUGGCGAUGAUCCUCACUAUUACUUUGCUGUGGGCUCUGUACUAUGACAGAAGGGAUCCCAGGGCGGAUCAGAUCAUGGCCCUGAAGAGCGAUACCUCGCAGCAGCUGUCAUGUCAUUCCGUGGAGCUACUGAAACCCAGCCUGGCAAGGAUCUUUGAACAUACAUCCAUGGCAAACAGCUUUAAUACACACUUUGAAAUGGAAGAGCUAUAGGUGAUGCAACGAAUCUGAGAAGUCACAAAGGGGUUUAACUGGGUUUUUUGCUUGUUUUUAUUCUGUUCCAUCAAGUAUGCCAAAUAUACCAGUCUUGUACACGUCAGAAAACAGCUAAAGAAUGGAAGUGAAGGAGGCCAGCACAGAAAGAAGGAUAAGCCUGUCAGCCUCUUGGCCACGGCCUCAGCCAUGAAACAGAGUUGAUUUUGUUUGUUUUUUUAAAAGGCACUCAUUCACUGGGCACAGUAAUAUUUAACUUAUUGUCACAAGCUGUGUAAUGUGUAAAAUACUGAUUCAUCCACAGGUAGGCAGACAGAACCUCUAAGGAAGCAUCAUGGGAAAGGAAGAGAAAUACUCAUCUUCUCAAGAAAUGACUGUGCUUUGGACAAACUAAAUGUGACUUCAGUUAAAAUUGACUUUUACAUUUUUAAUAAGCCAUUUGGAAAAUGUCUUAAUCAGGGAUCUGUGUAUAUAGAAUUGUGUGUUUUUGUGCGUGCAUGGAAAGCAGAACUACAAUUCAAGUCAAUACUUGGAUUUAAAAAUUUGCAAGAUUUAUAAAAAGGGCGAGAUUUUCUCUUUUCUAACAAAACUUUUAUGUUAGCUGUUGUUAAAGAUGUUUUAAAACUUCUAUUUUUAUCUAACAACUGUUUAAUUUUUAAUUUUAAAUAUAUUAAACAGGGAUUGAAAACAAAACUAUGGACAAUAGAAUUUAAUUUUCUGAGUAAUUCUGGAGAAUUCUUCUUUGAAACAGUUUGUUCUAUGGACUAUUUCUUAGUUGAAAAGAAAGAAAACCUGAAACAUUUUUUCCAAAAUGGGAAUCAAUAUGGGAGUAGCACAUUUCUGUAGAUAAAUUUUUUCUCCUGUCUGUGAUUCCCCUGAAGGCAGAAACAAAACACUACAAGGAAAAUGCUUACAGUUCCGGAUGCUAUUGCAAUAAUUGUAAAAGUACAUAAGGAGAAAUUAUACUUUGGCGGCUUCUUCAUUAAGAGCUCUCUAGUGGCUUAAAAUGCCAACUGGAAACAGCGUUAAAAUGUAUUUAUUGAGGUGGGGAAAGUGCAUUUUACUGUAUUUUUAUGAACAAUGUUUAUUUCAUAGGAUUAUUUUUACAAUUGGCCACGCUCCUGAAAUAUGUAUUUGUUCCACUGAGUACAGUAGUUUGUGGCAAAUGGGUUUUUACAUAAUACUACAUUUUUAAAAUUCUUUCAUUUGUUUUGGAAUUUGUAAAAGAAAAGAAAAAAAAAAAAGGUGUGAUUUGGUAGACAAUAAAAUUACUUUUGUCUUAAAUUCCA